Molecule: messenger RNA, 731 nt
Organism: Laccaria bicolor S238N-H82
Lineage: Eukaryota; Fungi; Basidiomycota; Agaricomycetes; Agaricales; Hydnangiaceae
Product: ADF-like domain-containing protein
Exons: 5
Coding region: 1-435 (144 amino acids)
Biological process (GO): regulation of actin filament polymerization
Cellular component (GO): plasma membrane; site of polarized growth; actin filament
Molecular function (GO): actin filament binding
Source: RefSeq, a predicted model, not a curated record
AUGGCCGACUUGUCUGAUCCUACUAUCAACGAAGCCUACCUCGACGUACGUUCUGACAAGUCCGAGACCAACUGGCUACUGCUCGACUACGAGACCGACCGGUCCGACAAGCUUCAGGUCACAAAAACCGGAACAGGGGGCCUUACUGAGCUCCGCGAGGCUCUUGACGAAUCCAAGGCAUCGUUUGCAUACGCGCGUGUUUCCUACUCAAACGACAAGGAGUCAACGCGCGAGAAAUUCAUACUCGUGGUGUGGAUAGGGUCGAGCUGCAAAGUAAUGAGGAAAGCAAAGAUCUCCGUACACGCUGCCGAUGUCAAGAACAUCUUACGCGUGUACUCGAUUGAGGUUGCCGCUCGAGAGAAAGAUGAUUUGAAUGAGGAUCCCAUCGUUACAAGAUUACGAAAGGCUGGGGGGGCGAGUUAUGACGGCGUUUAACGAAUGACUGUAUACCACGACCUUGUAAGCUGCAUCAUCGGGUUUAAGACGUUUCCAUCCUGGAUCUUCAUCUCUCGCUCCCAUUCUAUGUCGAGGUGGAACAAAGACUAUUGUAAAUCAUCUACGUCUAGUUAUCCUGGCUUAUGACGCAUAUUCCGCCGUUGGCAGACGGGUCAAGCAAACGUUUUGAGAUUAGCGAUUCCUUCCUCCUCGAGCCUCAUGCCCAUCCACUCGGACAUGGACUUCGCCCCGAGUACCUUCUCAUAGAAUUCAAUGGACGGCUUGUUCCACUGCGA